Molecule: messenger RNA, 2534 nt
Organism: Cynara cardunculus var. scolymus (artichoke)
Lineage: Eukaryota; Viridiplantae; Streptophyta; Magnoliopsida; Asterales; Asteraceae
Exons: 7
Coding region: 1350-2270 (306 amino acids)
Biological process (GO): protein ubiquitination
Cellular component (GO): membrane
Molecular function (GO): ubiquitin-protein transferase activity; zinc ion binding
Source: RefSeq, a predicted model, not a curated record
UCAUUCCAGUUUCAUCUUUUCUUGAUUUCCAUUCUAAUUUAUGUGUUUCAAUCCCAUUUCGUUCUCAAUUCUAGGGUUUUCUUACUUUAUUGUCCUGAUUUGGUGUUCUUGAUUUCUAUAUAUUAUAUAUAUACACACAUAUGUACCUUUGAAGUAUUUUUCUAUUUGGCGUUCGAUUUUAUUGACUACUUCUUGGCGAUAGCCAGUCCUUGUCAUUGUGGGAAUUUGGAAGAAAUUACACCAGCAAGGUUAACAAUUUUAUGCCAUUUUUUAUGCGUAUUUAGUUUCAUUAAUCAUGUCUUCAUCUGAAAUUUCCCAGAAUUUGAUCUGAUCUUCUUUCUUUCAUAACCCUAGAUUUAAGAAAACUUGAACAUCACUGUAGACUUCAUUAAUAAUUCAAAAUUGCAAUUGGUUUGGUUAAGAAAUAUCAAUGUGUGUCGAAAUCUAAUUUGUUAUAUAGUUAUUGAUAUAUCGACUUAUUUCAAGGAUACCAUUCCAAUUUGUGUCAUUUUAGAUUUUGAGUUUUGGUAUCAGGUAGGGUGAUUGCUCAUAAAGUAUAUAUUUCUUAGUUAUUAUCACUACCUGUUUGUGUGUGUGUAUAUAUAUCUUAGUUAGUAUCAAGGCUAACUAUCUGUUGAACAACUAUCCUCACCAUUUUUGGCAUGGCUCCCGUUGUUCAUCAUCAUUUUGGCACGACUCCUGUUCAUCAUCUGUAUGUAUAUGUCAGCUAUCUCAUGUGUGUAAUGUGUUGCAUUCUUGUUUUUCAUUUUUAUUAGAUUUUCUGUUAACUAGUGGAGGCUAGAAGCUUUUAGGAAAGCUAAAUACAUGGCAUUGACUUAUGUGUGCUAUGAAUUCAAAUGGAUACUUCAAUGCUGCAUGUUGUAAAGGUUGAUACCCAUUUCUCCAUUGUGAUAUAUUGUGAUAUUCUUUUAGCAUUUGCAAUGGCACCGUGUUUUCUCUUUCCAAAAAGAAACAUCAGUUAGCAGAUCUUUUGGCCCAGGGCACAUUAUUUUUUCAGCAAGUUCAGGGUUCUAAACCGUCUCUUCACCUUUCCACUUAUAGAGGGUGGAGCUGUGGGUGUGUUAUCUAAAAAUGUCAUAGUUCAGGGUCUAACAUGUGACUAUUUUUCAGAUAUUUCAUGGUAGUUGUAGUGGUUACGUUGGAACCCACAGUUUGUUGUGAAUAGCUUUCCCCUGCACAAUUUUCUGCAUAUUCUUUUGUAUCAUCCAAGUCUGAAUGAGUUUGUAUCGCCCAAUUCAUUUCCUAUAUCUAUUUGACAUUUGAUGGUUGUAACUGCCCAAAAUCUUCCAUGUGACGAGAAAUUGAGAAUAUUUAUUAUUAAUUAGGGUAUGCUUUUGCAGAUGGAAGACCACCUGGUUUUGCGUGUUGAUCAGCUGGUGAGUAAUAAAUCAUUGCAUUCAUCAGAAUCGGUGGAUGCUCCAGGAUUAUCCCCAGAUGCUUCCAGCAGUCAUGCUACUGGUGCGUCUAUUUCUGUAACUGACACGAAGGAAGAUGCGGAAUACGAUGAAAGUGGUGAAGAAGAGCCACUUAUUCAGUCGAUUGAAUGCCGCAUAUGCCAGGAGGAGGAUAGCAUAAAAAACCUGGAGGUUCCUUGUGCUUGUAGUGGCAGCCUCAAGUUUGCUCAUAGGAAGUGUGUUCAACGAUGGUGCAACGAAAAAGGAGAUAUAAUUUGUGAAAUCUGUCAUCAGGCUUACUCACCUGGCUAUACCGCACCUCCUCAAUCAGAAGACACUGUCCUUGAUAUCAGUACAAGUUGGACACUUGCUGGUACUCCUUUAGACCUGAAUGAUCCUCGACUUUUGGCUAUGGCAGCUGCUGAGCGCAGUCUUCUGGAUGCCGAAUACGAUGAAUAUGAGGACACUAGUGCCAACGGAGCUUCAUUUUGCCGCUCAGCUGCUCUCAUAUUGAUGGCUCUCCUGCUCUUGAGGCAUGCUCUCGCACUCGGAGAUGGUGAUGAUGAUGGUGAUGAUGCUUCUGCCUUUUUUGCACUUUUCAUGCUUCGGGCAGCUGGUUUUCUCCUUCCUUGCUACAUCAUGGCCUGGGCAAUCAGCAUCUUGCAGCGUCGUAGGCAAGCACAGGAAGCUGAGAGACUGGCGGGACUGGCGGCAGCCGCUGAUGUUGCAUUCAUGAUGCAGGCAGGGCAGCAUAGAGGUUUGCAGGUCACCAUUGCACCAGGGCCUGCUGUUCCACCAACACCUGCAGUGAUACCGGCUCAGGCAGUGGGACCUACCCACGAACCAUUUCAAUAGUAUAUAUGCUUCCCGAGGUUGGACUACUAGCUUAAAUAUGCACACAGACAACCACGACUGAAUUGUUGUCCUGUUGUUUUUUACCACACAAUUUGCAGUAUGACGAAAACUAAGAAGGGUUGCAUCUUCUUCUCCUUGCUUCCCAAUACGUCACUAAAAAGCUUUUACCAACUCGAUCGUGUUCUGUAAACUAAUCUUAACCGUCUAUUUGUGCAUAUAUUGCUGAAAUUUGUGGCUUCUUUUAAAGCUUCAGUGAUUUCUAUU